This is a messenger RNA of Eriocheir sinensis (Chinese mitten crab), 1481 nucleotides long. RefSeq lists its product as uncharacterized. The transcript is spliced from 6 exons. Lineage: Eukaryota; Metazoa; Arthropoda; Malacostraca; Decapoda; Varunidae. The coding region runs from base 271 to 1014 and encodes 247 amino acids. The record is from RefSeq and is a predicted model, not a curated record.
AAAGGGUGCCGUUGCAAAGGCGGAACAUCAACAGACCAGAAGGUAAACAGUGACAGGCGGCGGCGGACACGUGUUGAGAACUAGCCCCAUAAAACACCCACGAAGAAGAAGUGUUGGUGCGGGGUAUAUGGUCCUGAACCGGGGCGAGGCGCUGACCUGAGGAGGAGACUGCUGCCCAUGGAGAAACCACCCCAGGGAGAGACUGCUGCUCCGUCUGCUGAAGUCUGAAGGAGACCAUUGGAUCCGUGUUGGUCAGGCUGGACAGGCGGCAUGGAGGGGGGAGGCAGCGAGGGCCACCACCAGCGGGAGGAGGUCUUGAGUCACGUGGUGGACACAUCGAUAUACACCCCCAUGACCCAGCCCGGCGCCCUGCAGCCAGCCCACUUCCUGCCACCCUUCUCGUCUGAGCUGGUGCUUGUAACUCUGCCUGAUGUGGUGAAUCCCAUGAACUUGAUCAACUCUGAAUUGGUGAUUGGAGGCAGGAAGGACAGUCAGCUGGUGGCGGGGAAACACAAGUACAGAGUGACCACCUACCCAGCCAGCCAGGACACCACUUGGCUCCCCAGUCUCUUCCUCCCGGACCAAGACGGCAAGCUGACGAAAGUUACGUCAGACAUCAAGGCUUUCCUGGUGGUGAAGGGGGAGGUGGAGGAGGAGGAAGAGGAUGGGAAGAAUCGAGUGGACAUUGAAGCACUCCGUUCCAUCCCUUGCAAGCUGCCGAAAAAUUUACAGAGGCGGGAUUUCCUUGGCAAAAGUCGGCGAGUGGAAACAUUGGCGGAAAAUAUCAAGCCGACCAAGAGGAAGAAGAAAGGUGUUGGUAGUCUGCCCAGCCCAGACGACUCAGGGCAGCCCAGUGGUAAGGAUCGCACCUCAAGGAAGAAGAAGAGAGGCGAGGUGCUGUCCCCUCACAUGAAAACCUCAGGAAGUCCAACUGAUAAGAAGCAUAAGGUUUUGCCCAACGCAGAGGAGCUUGGGAGCCACAUCAAAAGGACGAUCAAGAAGGAGAAAUUAUAACCUUUGAGUGAAUGGUUCCGUGGUCAUCAAGUGAAGAAUAGCAGAAUAGAACAAAACAACAGAAUAUAGGGUCCGCUUUCAGUCACAUGUUUGUUUUGAUUGUUACCAAUGGCGGCGAUCGACACAAGGGGCCAGUAGGUUCACACGGAUUGGGCAGCUCCUGUAAGCCCCUGACCAUCUGUCCUCCCUAUCCAGGAAUGUCUGAUCUUUUCUUGAAGGGAGCCUGAUGUGACGUGGUGUAUGUGGUGUCUGGUGUGCUGUGUGAGAUGGUGUGGCUGGGUGUGGUAUGAGGUAUGGUGUGUCUCUGGGUAUGGUGGUUGGUUUGUGCCUGUCUUUAUCCAGUCUGAAUUUAUCCAACCUAAUCCAUUGCUCUGUGUCCUACCCGGCUCUUUUAGUGGUAGGUCUUGGUUGACAUCACCCUGUUCAUUCAUCCAUCAAUCAUUAGUAAAUAUAUCCUUGCCUGUCUU